AUGAAGAAGGGCGGCACGGAUGGUGCAGAGAUCCGAAAAUUACAGAAGGAUGGGUUCUAUCGAGUUGACCUUGGAGAAACAAAAAUUCCCGAAGGCCUUAUUACAGGAGAUAUUUCUGCAAUGAUUGACACUCCAAGACACAGCCCGACAUGGACGAUCAUACAUGCAGGAGGUGCUCGAGGAUGGGUUCCAUGGAAUUACAAGCUAUUUCUCCACGAGGAGCAGACAAAAUACCAGCCUUCUAGAGAGAAUUUUCACGAUCUAUGUUCCAUCCUGAGAGACAGCUAUGGAAAAUGCUUGAUCAUGACCAAUGCACAAAGCUGGAAGGCAGCUGACUACAGUGACUUUAAUGCUUCCAGCGCUUUCCAGCACCAACCCUCAUCACCACUCAAGCUGCUAUCCAUGGUGUGCUGCCCAAAUGUUGCUCAGGACUAUGGCCAUGAGCUUCUGCAUCUUCCAGCCCGAUGUGCAUAUCUUAGCCCACUCGCCAGCGCCUGGUGGACUGUCAAAUGGUUCAUCUCCAAUAACAGGGUGAGGUAUAGUGAAGAAGUGCACAACAAAGAUACAGUACACAAAUACAUAUUCUGCAUAGACCUGAUAGAUGAUUCACUGAAAAGCAUGACAAAGAAGAAAUGGAAAGAUGCGGUGUCCAGGGUACGGAAGACUGAAGACCAUUACCUGAAAGAACACUUGUAA
Messenger RNA from Conger conger (European conger), 696 nucleotides. RefSeq lists its product as uncharacterized. The transcript is spliced from 2 exons. NCBI's taxonomy places the organism in Eukaryota, Metazoa, Chordata, Actinopteri, Anguilliformes, Congridae. Bases 1 to 696 code for a protein of 231 amino acids. The record is from RefSeq and is a predicted model, not a curated record.